This is a messenger RNA of Fulvia fulva, 1419 nucleotides long. RefSeq lists its product as uncharacterized. Gene Ontology annotation, biological process: allantoate transport; transmembrane transport; tripeptide transport. The record is from RefSeq and is a predicted model, not a curated record. The coding region runs from base 1 to 1419 and encodes 472 amino acids. Gene Ontology annotation, cellular component: plasma membrane. The transcript has a single exon. Gene Ontology annotation, molecular function: allantoate transmembrane transporter activity; dipeptide transmembrane transporter activity. NCBI's taxonomy places the organism in Eukaryota, Fungi, Ascomycota, Dothideomycetes, Mycosphaerellales, Mycosphaerellaceae.
AUGACGACGACAUUGCUCCUGGGGAAGAAUCAUGACUCACCACUGGCCAAAGGUGUUGUUCGCAAGAUCGACUUCUGGAUCCUACCGCUGCUAUUCAUAACGUACAAUUUCAACUUCAUGGACAAGACGAUUUUAUCCAGCGCAGCGGUCUUCAGUCCCAAAGAUGCCACGGACCUCCAUGGACAGGACUACAGCUGGGUCUCCUCAAUCUUCUACUCCGGCUACCUCUUCUGGGAGUACCCAACAACGAACCUGAUCCAGCGACUUCCUGUGGGCAAGUACGUCUCAAUCAAUACCUUCUUCUGGGGAGCCGUGGUUGCAUUGACGGCAGCAUGCACGAAUUUUGGUGGUCUGAUUGCGGUUCGUUUCCUUCUAGGAGUCGCUGAGGCGACGAUGUCGCCGGCGUUUCUAUAUAUUACCUCGAUGUGGUAUACGCGAAGUGAGGUACCGACUAGAGUUGGUAUAUGGUUUGCUGGCAACUCACUCGGUGGCUUGAUCACGAGUUUCCUGGCGUAUGGGCUCGGCCAUGUUAAGAACCCUCUGCAACCGUGGCAGUGGAUGUUCAUCGUGCUCGGCUCGGCGACCUUUCUUUGGGGCUUUGUGUUGUUGUUCAUGCUGCCGGACUCCAUCGCCACGGCACGGUUCCUGUCGCAAGAGGAGAAGCAAGUUGCAGAGCAGCGCGUCGUUGCAGCGGGUACGGGCAAGGCGCAUGACGAGUGGAACCCGGCGCAAACGAUCGAAUGCUUUCUUGACCCGAAGACGUACUUCUUCCUCGCUAUAUCCAUCCUGACUCAAAUCCCCAAUGGCGGGACCCAGAAUUUCGGCAACCUCGUGCUGAAAGGCUUCGGCUUCACCAGCCUGGAGACAUGCCUUGUCACACUGCCAGCGUCGAUCAUAUCGAUAAUCGUCAUCAUGGGUACCGGGAGACUGGCAGGGCGUUUCGAGAACAGCACACUCUAUCUCGUGUGCGUCGUCGUGCUCUGUCCCGUCGCAGGCUCCGCUAUUGUUUACAGCGAAGGGCCAUCUCGUGGAGUCCAGCUUUUUGGCUAUUAUCUGCUCUCCACUGGACCUUCAGCACUACCACUGUCACUGGGCCUAGUCGGCGUGAACUACAAGGGCAGCACGAAGAAGAUGACCAUGACUGCUAUCCUGUUCGUGGCUUAUUGCGCCGGCAAUAUCAGUGGACCCCAUUUCUUUAAGGAUAGUGAGGCGCCAUACUACCAGACUGCAUUCAGAGCAAUCAUGGUUUGCUAUGCGCUUGUGCUGAUUGUCGCUAUGUUGUUCAGGACGUAUCUGACGCUGGAGAACAGACGGGACGACAAGCUUGAAGGAGCUAUCGAAGAUAUGGCACCAAUCGAGGAGGAAGGCGAGGAAGAACUGACAGACCAGUCGACUCGUGGUUUCCGCUACCGGAUGUGA